GAGGCGAGCACUGGAAGCCUCGGGGGUCCAGGCAUUCGUUCCCGGACAGGCCUCAGUGGGAGGAGGGCAGAGGAAGUCGCCCUCCCUCUUCGCGGCCCGCCUGCGCUGGCUUCGAGUCUGCGUCCGGGGCGGUGGCGGCUGCGGCGCGGGGCGGGGCGCCGCGACCCCCGUCCCUCCCAGGCCGCCGCUGCCCCCUAGGUCGCAGAAGCGGUCUCCCGGCUGCCUCGGCCUUGAGGCGCGGGGAUCCGGCGGCGCCGCGUCCCGGCCAGCCUGCGAGUCAUGGCCCAGCCCGGCGAGGAGGCUUUGCCGGGGCCGGAGACCGCGGUGCAGAUCCGCGUAGCCAUCCAGGAGGCCGAGGACGCGGAGGACCUGGAGGACGAGGAGGAGAGCGCGGAGGCGCGGGGCUCGGGGGCUUCGGCUCGGUACCUCAGCCCGGGUUGGGGCAGUGCCAGCGAGGAGGAGCCGAGUCGCGGGCACAGCGGCGCCACGACGAGUGGGGGUGAGAAUGAGCGUGAGGACCUGGAGCAGGAGUGGGAGCCCCCAGAUGAGGAGUUAAUCAAGAAGCUGGUGGAUCAGAUCGAAUUCUACUUUUCUGAUGAAAAUCUGGAGAAGGAUGCCUUCCUGCUGAAGCACGUGAGGAGGAACAAGCUGGGAUACGUGAGCGUCAAACUACUUACAUCCUUCAAAAAGGUGAAACACCUUACACGGGACUGGAGAACCACAGCACAUGCCUUGAAGUACUCGGUGACCCUCGAGUUGAAUGAGGACCACCGGAAAGUGAGGAGGACCACCCCUGUCCCACUCUUCCCCAAUGAGAACCUCCCCAGCAAGAUGCUCCUGGUCUAUGAUCUCUACUUGUCCCCCAGGCUGUGGGCCCUGGGCAGCCCCCAGAAGAACGGGAGAGUGCAGGAGAAGGUGAUGGAACACCUGCUCAAGCUCUUUGGGACCUUUGGCGUCAUCUCCUCAGUGCGGAUCCUCAAACCCGGGAGGGAGCUGCCCCCUGAUAUCCGGAGGAUCAGUAGCCGGUACAGCCAGGUGGGGACCCAAGAGUGUGCCAUCGUGGAAUUCGAGGAGGUGGAAGCGGCCAUCAAAGCCCACGAGUUCAUGGUCAUGGAAUCUCAGGGCAAGGAGAACAUGAAAGCUAUCCUGAUCGGUAUGAAGCCACCCAAAAAGAAGCCUCCCAAAGACAAGAACCAGGACGAGGAGCACCCUGCCAGCAUCCCCUGGAGCAAAUCCCCGAACAAGAGAGUUGAGGAGCUGCAGUACAUGGGGGACGAGUCUUCCGCUAACAGCUCCUCCGACCCCGAGAGCAAUCCCACGUCCCCUAUGGCUGGCCGGCGGCAUGCGGGGGCCAGCAAGCUCAGCCCUUCUGGCCACCAGAAUCUCUUUCUGAGCCCGAAUGCCUCCCCGUGCUCAAGUCCUUGGAGCAGCCCCUUGGCUCAACGCAAAGGAGUUUCCAGAAAAUCCCCACUGGCGGAGGAAGGCAGGCUGAACUCGAGCACCAGCCCUGAGGUCUUUCGCAAGUGCACGGACUACUCCUCUGACAGCAGCGUCACUCCCUCCGGCAGCCCCUGGGUCCGGAGGCGCCGCCAAGUGGAGAUGGGGGCGCAGGAGAGGAGCCCCCGGGCCAGUCCGCUGCCGGCUCGGAAGAUGCAGACUGCAGAUGGGUUACCUGUGGGCGUGCUGAGGUUGCCCAGAGGCCCCGACAGCACCAGAGGAUUCCAUGCUGGACAUGAGAGGAGCAGGGCCCACGUAUAAAUAAAUGCCUUCUAUUUUUGAUACCAGCUCCAUCACAAACUGCCUCUGUCUUCAAGGUUCUGACAAAUACCUGGCAUGAUGUAGGAUGAAAUGAAGUCCCCUUUCAAAAGAUAUUUGUAUACAUGUAAACCUCUUAAUUUAUAUAUUUGUAAUGUACAUGAACUGUCUGGUACGCUCUGGUUUUAAGACCGUCUUCUAGUUCAGGACGCCCCUCCUCCCGGCGCGCCCGCUGCUCCGACACCGCCCAGUGUGUGCGAAAGGCCCCGCCCAGUGCGGCUGUGGGGCGGGGCUGUCCUCUGCGGUAACGUCGCGGUCCUCAGUUGGCUGUUCCCCGGGCUUCCUGGGCGCGCAGAGGAAUUCUGUCGUGUAGUGGCAACUACUUUAAGCCCGUAGCAUGGUAUCUCCCAGGACCUACUGUAUGUUUCGUGUCAAGUGAAUAAAUAAUAAAACACCCAA
Artibeus jamaicensis (Jamaican fruit-eating bat) is the source of this 2214-nucleotide messenger RNA. It is a transcript of the gene LARP6, whose product is annotated as La ribonucleoprotein 6, translational regulator. Gene Ontology annotation, biological process: RNA processing. NCBI's taxonomy places the organism in Eukaryota, Metazoa, Chordata, Mammalia, Chiroptera, Phyllostomidae. The record is from RefSeq and is a predicted model, not a curated record. The coding region runs from base 280 to 1758 and encodes 492 amino acids. Gene Ontology annotation, molecular function: mRNA binding. Gene Ontology annotation, cellular component: nucleus. The transcript is spliced from 3 exons.